CGCCAGGUCAACUCGGGGACAGAAAAUCGAAUUUCAGGGAAUUAAGCUUAAUUAGCGACGUUUUUAUUAUCAAAUUGUUUUUAAUUAGUUUCCCAUAAAUACUAUUGACACAAAAUGAGUGGAGUUCGUUUACUCGGAAGUCUCGUGAGAUCGUCUCAGAAGAGAAAUAUUUUCAUGCAACGAUUUUCACCAGCUGUUGGCGUUGCUAUCAAUCGUAACUACUGCACUCCUGCUCGCAAGCAUAUCCGUACUAAACAAGUCGAUGAUGUGUUCGUCAUUACGCUCGAUUCACCCGGUUCCAAAGUGAACUCCCUUGGAGCCGAAGUGCAAGCUGAAUUCGAAUCCGUUUUCCGUGAAUUCGAGACAAAUCCGAAUGUGCGUUCAGCUGUUCUCAUUUCCGGCAAGCCAGGUUGCUUCGUUGCCGGUGCCGAUAUCACAAUGUUGGAACAAUGCAAAACGGCCGAAGAAGCAGAAAAAGUUUCACACAACGGACAAUUGAUGUUCGGUCGGAUCGAGAAUAGCAAUAAACCCGUUGUUGCUGCUAUUAAUGGCGUUUGUUUAGGCGGCGGUUUGGAAUUGGCGCUCGGAUGUCAUUACCGUAUCGCGACAAAGGAUAAAAAGACGGGAUUGGGUGUGCCGGAAGUUAUGUUGGGAUUGUUGCCGGGUGCAGGAGGCACUGUUCGUAUUCCAAAACUCACCGGAAUCCCGACAGCACUCGAUAUGGCCUUGACCGGAAAGACAAUUAAGGCUGAUAAGGCAAAGAAAUUGGGAUUAGUUGAUCUUUUGGUGACUCCUCUUGGACCUGGAUUGGAAUCCGCAGAGGCAACCACAAUGAAGUACUUGGAAGAAGUCGCCAUUGAAACGGCGAAAAACAUUGCAAGUGGCAAAUUGAAGGUUGAUCGCAAAAAGAGCGGAAUCGUAAAUGCCUUGACCGAAUAUGCGUUCAGCAUUAACUGGGUUAAAGACAAAGUUUUCGGCAAAGCUAAGGAACAAGUGAUGAAAAUGACGGGUGGAUUGUAUCCAGCUCCAUUAAAAAUUUUGGAAGUCAUCAGAACAGGCGUCGAUAAAGGUCCCGAAAAGGGAUUUGAAGCCGAAAGAAAGGGAUUCGGUGAAUUGUCUCAAACACCACAAUCCAAAGGUCUUAUUGGAUUGUUCCGCGGACAAACAGAAUGCAAGAAGAAUCGCUUUGGAGCUCCCAAACGAGAAGUUAAAACGAUUGGAGUUCUCGGAGCCGGUUUGAUGGGCGCUGGCAUCGUCCAAGUGAGUGUCGACAAAGGUUAUCAAGUUGUCAUGAAGGAUACCAAUAACGCAGGUCUCAGUCGUGGCAUUGGACAAAUCCAAAAGGGUCUUGAAAAUGGCAUCAAACGUCGUCGUAUCACCGCAUUAGAUCGCGACAAGAUUUUGUCCAACUUGAACCCCACGCUCAGCUACGAACCUUUCCGCAAGGCCGAUAUGGUGAUCGAAGCUGUUUUCGAAGACAUCGCGAUCAAGCACAAGGUCAUCAAGGAAAUCGAAGCAGUAACGCCGGAACACUGCAUUAUCGCAACCAACACAAGUGCAAUCCCAAUUACGAAAAUCGCUGCUGGUAGCGCUCGUCCAGAUCGUGUCGUCGGCAUGCAUUACUUCUCGCCCGUUGACAAGAUGCAACUUUUGGAAAUUAUUACGCAUCCUGGCACGAGCAAAGACACCGCAGCAUCCGCUGUUGCUGUCGGUUUGAAACAAGGAAAGGUCGUUAUCACUGUCGGUGAUGGUCCUGGUUUCUACACGACGCGUAUCUUGUCGUCAAUGUUGUCAGAAGCUAUUCGUUUGUUGCAAGAAGGCACAGAUCCGAAGGAUUUGGACAAAUUGACAAAAACUUUUGGAUUCCCCGUUGGUGCUGCGACGUUAGCUGAUGAAGUUGGUAUCGAUGUUGGUGCUCACAUUUCUGUCGAUUUGGCAAAGGCUUUCGGUGACCGCUUCAGUGGCGGCGACCUUAACGUCAUGCAAGACAUGGUAAAAGCCGGUUUCCUCGGCCGCAAAUCCGGCAAAGGUAUUUUCUUGUAUCAAGGCAAGGGUAAAGGCAGUCGCGAAGUCAAUCAAGAUGCCGUCAAUAUCCUCAAAACGCGUUAUGCUCUCGUAUCGAAGGGCGCCAACAGCAACGAAGACUUGCAACUUCGCAUGGUGUCACGUUUCGUCAACGAAGCCGUGUUGUGUCUCGAAGAAAAGAUCCUCGAUAGUCCGUUGGAAGGAGAUGUUGGUGCUGUUUUCGGCUUGGGCUUCCCUCCAUUCACUGGCGGUCCCUUCAGAUGGGUCGAUCAGUACAGCGCACGCAAAUUGGUCGACAAAAUGUACACGUUUGCUGACUUGUAUGGUGCUCCCUUCGUGCCCUGCCAAACGUUGGUCGACAUGGCGAAAGACUCAUCGAAGAGAUUCUACAAAUAAGACUGAAAACGCAGACACAAUCACGAAAGUCGUCCCAAAAAAAGAUUUUUUGCAUUUCUUAUCAACUCAAUUUGUUUUGUUUUUCGUAUUUUUAAACAUGACCAAUCUAUUGUAGAGAAGAAGAAUAUUGCAUGUGCCUCAUUAUCAAUCAUCAAGGUCAUUAACUACUUACAAAAGUGUCAAAUUUUCUACUGCAACAAAAAAAAAAAUAAA
This is a messenger RNA of Culicoides brevitarsis, 2634 nucleotides long. It is a transcript of the gene Mtpalpha, whose product is annotated as trifunctional enzyme subunit alpha, mitochondrial. The record is from RefSeq and is a predicted model, not a curated record. The transcript is spliced from 4 exons. Gene Ontology annotation, cellular component: mitochondrial fatty acid beta-oxidation multienzyme complex; mitochondrion. NCBI's taxonomy places the organism in Eukaryota, Metazoa, Arthropoda, Insecta, Diptera, Ceratopogonidae. Gene Ontology annotation, biological process: fatty acid beta-oxidation. Gene Ontology annotation, molecular function: (3S)-3-hydroxyacyl-CoA dehydrogenase (NAD+) activity; NAD+ binding; enoyl-CoA hydratase activity. The coding region runs from base 115 to 2421 and encodes 768 amino acids.